AUGUCGACCGCUAUCCCCGAGACGAUGAACGCCGUCGUCCUGAAGCAACCCUACAAAGUCGCUCUCGAGAAAGUACCCACCCCAACGCUUCUGAAGAGUGAUGAUGUUAUUGUCAAAGUACAUCUCGCUGGGCUAUGUGGCAUGUGUAUCCUGCUCCGCCUAUUGUCAAAGUUACUAACAAUGCGAAUGACAGGAUCCGACCUUCAUCUGUACCGGGGAACUGAAGAUGCGGGCAAGGACUAUGUGAUGGGGCAUGAGGUCGUGGGAACGAUCGUUCGGAAAGGAAAUGAUGUCAAAGAAUACAGUAUAGGAGAUGUGGUGGCUGUCCCAUUCACGAUAUCUUGCGGCAAAUGCUACUACUGCAAGUCUUCCCUCACCUCCCGAUGCACCUCCGCAGCCUUAUUCGGAACUCCAAACCUGCCCGGGUGCCAGGCAGAGUACGUCCGAGUCCCCCUGGCUUCAGCCUGCCUCCUCCUCAAACCCCCUCAGCUCCCGGAAGAGCUCAUGCUUCUGAUGGCCGACAUUUUGCCUACGGGGUACAGUGCGGCGUAUAACGCUUGGAAGCUGUUGGGAUGGGGCGAGGAGAAGGGAGGUAAGGGAGAGAAGAGGGGUGUUUGUGUUGUUGUGGGCUGUGGACCUGUUGGCCUUUGCGCUAUCACGUCGGCUCUGACAUUAUUUGACAAGGUCUUUGCUGUGGACCCUACCUCUUCCCGGAGAGAACUGGCAGCUAAACAUGGUGCCAUCCCCGUCUCCCCGUCUGAUCUCCAAUCUUCAGUCUUUUCGGCCACGGAAGGCCGAGGGGCCGAUGCCGUUCUCGAAAUCGUUGGGAAUCAGAGUGCUAUAGAUACCGCCUUGAGCGUAGUGAGGCCUUACGGGGCUGUAAGCAGUGUCGGUGUCCAUGCGAAGGAGCUAAAGAUUGACGGAGGGCUGCUUUAUGACAAAAACGUGAAACUCCAAUUCGGCCGGUGCUCUGUCAAGCACUUCUAUCUCGCGGCCCUUGAAUUACUUGUCGAUAACCAGAAACUUUUCGAGAGCUUUAUUGCCCACACUGUGAACUUUGAUCAAGCCGAGAAGUAUUACGAACUGUUCGAACAAGGAAAAGUCCCCAAGACAGUCUUUAGGCCAUAA
This is a messenger RNA of Cryptococcus wingfieldii CBS 7118, 1128 nucleotides long. Its product is annotated as alcohol dehydrogenase. The transcript is spliced from 5 exons. The record is from RefSeq and is a predicted model, not a curated record. Lineage: Eukaryota; Fungi; Basidiomycota; Tremellomycetes; Tremellales; Cryptococcaceae. Bases 1 to 1128 code for a protein of 375 amino acids. Gene Ontology annotation, molecular function: zinc ion binding; oxidoreductase activity.